AGAUCAGGGGACGGAGGAGGAGAGAGGGAUGAGUAGGCGGAGGCAGCACGGAGGGAAGCCGGCGGAUUUAAGGUGUCUGCCUUCCAGCCAAUCAGAGCGCUGACCGGGGAGAAUAAAGGCAAAGAUAGUCGCCUAUAAAGACAUUAUUCUGCACGCUUUCCAAGAAGCUCAUCUGGUCCAUGAGUGUCACCGACGUUUCCCAAAUUCUUCUUUUGUCUGCGGAGACUCAGGUGUCUCAGUCCGAUCUGGUCCAGGGCUCCACCGGGCGAUGUCAGCCUCACCGCGGGUGAUGAGAGACCGACUGCUGCAGGCGAUCGACGGCCAGAGCAAUAUAUGCAACAUGAAGGUGGUCGUGGAAGUGAUCUCCUGUUUGGAGAGAUACCCUGUGAGCAAAGAGGUUCUGGAGGAAACCCGCCUCGGGAAGCUGAUUAACAACAUCCGUAAACAGACCAAGAACGAGGACCUUGCAAAAAGAGCCAAGAAGCUCCUCCGGAACUGGCAGAAACUAAUAGAGCCGGGGCAGGGGGGCUCGCUGCGCAAGGGACUCACUGAUGCAUCAUGGUCUUUCAACGGUAGCGCUCAUCCCUGCUCCACCCCCUCAGCAUCCCCCCCAGCUUUGUGUAAAACUGGGCCAGAGUUAAAGGCCCGAGGUGACUUCAACAACUGCUCUCCAACGCUUGAUCAGAUAAGCAACAGGAAACAAAGGUGUGACAAGAAAGGGGAUCAACUCUUACGUACAAAGAAGCCCAAAAUCACUCAUGUUGAAUCCACACAACCGACAAUACAGCUGUCACCCAACGGAUUGAACAGAUGUUUUAAAACUGCUGCAAAUAUUCAACAACACCAAUUGACUAAACAUUUAGACAAUAACAAACCCAAUAAAGUCCCUGUUCAUGCUGUCAAACCUCAUCCCAGCGCCUCUUUAUACAGUAAGCCUCCCAGCGCUCUUAUGCACCAGCAAGUUAGAUGCAAUAAACCUGCCCCUGGGGGGCAGCAUCAGCCCAGGAGUCCCAAUUUACUGCCGCUGCAGCAUCCUCAGAAUCUAAAGCAAGAAGCUGAAUUUAAAAAAAAUUAUCCUAAAGCACAGAAUAGUGCAGGUGUGAAUAAUGGGGCUGAGGAUGUCUCUGGACUGGGUGAUUCUACUCAGUCGUUCAGGGUUCAGACAGAACAAUCAAGGGGGGUAAAUUUGUUGGCUGGAAGCAGGACUUCCAAUUCAUCAGGCCCUAAAUCCGGGUGUGGAUUUGUCGGUUUAGAUGAAGAUGAUGCUAUAAAUGACGCCUGGAAAAAGAAAAGACAAAAAUACAGGGCUAAAGAAUAUGCCGUAAACAUAGAUAGACAAAUUACAGAAGACCGCAGUGGACCAGCAAGGAAAAAAGACAGAAGACUGACAUUUGAUCCAUUAACAGGACAAAUUAAACGCACCGGCUUUAAGGAGACUUUGGGGAAAAAGGAAGGCUCUGAACUACAAUCAUCAGAACAGUUGAAGCCAAAUCCACCUGUUGCUCUGAGUCGAUUUCAGCAGACGGACUGGAAAGAGGUGUCAAGGAGUGAAAUAUUCCACUCACAGCUCACCCAAAAGAGCAAUAUCCUGUCCUCCUCUGGUGUCCACGCACCUGGUGCCCACUCCUUUACGACUGAGGUUUGUAAGAGAGUGGAUCAUCGGAAAAGCAUUGCCACAGAAACUCACAUUCUGGCAUCAGACUAUCCUGCCAAAGACUUGCCUGGAAUAAGCAGAGAAAUCAACAAAGAUGACCUGAACCGAUUACAGAGGCAGCGUUGGUCCGGAGUUAACGGCUGCUAUGACACCAAGGGUAACUGGUACGACUGGACAGAGUGCAUUUCUUUAGAUCCAGAUGAAGAUGAGAGCAGACUGAAUAUAUUGCCUUAUGUAUGUCUAGAAUAAAACACAGUGAAGUGUUCAUUAACUCAUUUGAUCAAAUCUGAAGUUCACAUGUGGAAAUAUGUUUUUUUAUUAAAUAUUUUUGGUCUGUUGGAGCUUUGCUUCAUUCAGCUUUCAUUUUGUACUGCAAGUUUCUAUAAAUGUUUUUCUACAUUUGUUUGUAUUUGUAUCUCGAAACAGGAUUGUGUUCAUUUCUUAAACAUACUGAAGUCUUUCAUUUCAAAACUCAUUAAUGACAAAUAAAUUAACAGGAGUCAUCAUUUACUGCCCGCAAAGCAGGCAAAGAAUGAAUGCUGAGCUACUUACUACUGUUCUAUGUGCUAAUUUCCUUUAUGAGGAGCUUCAGCAGCAGUACCAUCCUCACAGAUAUCAGGUUUGAAGUCCCCGCACUGCCGAGAUAUUGGGAGCCAUGCUUCAGCUAAAGAAAUUUGCACAAAUUCAAUAAAUAAUUUGCAACAAUUCAAUAAACCAAACAUCACCCGCAACAUAUUCACCAUUGUUCUUUGCCAUUCCCUUUGGAGUAAAGAGCAGCCAGUUUGUUCAUUAUGCUAAGGCGUGAACUCUGCAAGGGCGGAGCUACAUAGGGGGGCAGGGGUGGCCACGGCCACCCUUAGCCAAUCAUCGGCCACCCCUUUCAUUUAUUUCCCUCUAAUACAGAUGGUGGCAACAGUAAUACUCUCAAGUGGAAUAUUCAAAACAUUUUCAUUUUUCAUAUAUUAACAAUUACUUGACAACAAAACCACUAUGGUUAGUUAUGCACAUUGAUAUACUAACAAUAAAGAUGAUAAAUACAGAAUUCAAGCAGAAAUAGAUUUUGUGUUUUA
Cyprinodon tularosa is the source of this 2724-nucleotide messenger RNA. RefSeq names its product mediator of RNA polymerase II transcription subunit 26-like. Gene Ontology annotation, cellular component: mediator complex; nucleus; core mediator complex. Bases 269 to 1903 code for a protein of 544 amino acids. The transcript has 3 exons. Gene Ontology annotation, biological process: positive regulation of gene expression; regulation of transcription by RNA polymerase II. The record is from RefSeq and is a predicted model, not a curated record. Gene Ontology annotation, molecular function: transcription coregulator activity. NCBI's taxonomy places the organism in Eukaryota, Metazoa, Chordata, Actinopteri, Cyprinodontiformes, Cyprinodontidae.